AAACAACCGCUGUAAUUCCAUUACAUAAACUUGUCAAAAAAAUUCAAUCGAAAAAGAUUCCUACACGAUUUGCUUUGCCUUUUUGUUAAAUAUAUUUAAUGGCAUCAUUGCUAAGGAAUCUAGGAUAUAAAUUGGCUACUAAUCUGGUAGCCAAAAAUGGAUCAUCACCCGCUAGUCGUGUAGCUCUUGUCAGAUUUGCAAGCGAUGCCACAGGAAAACCCGAUCUACGACCUACUGUUCGUAAACCAGAUGAAACUGCACGUUCUCAUUUGACCGACUUCGGCAGGUACGUAGCCGAAUGUCUACCAAAGUACGUGCAAAAAGUUCAACUAACCGCUGGCGAUGAACUUGAGGUCCUCAUCUGCCCCGAAGGUGUUGUUCCCGUUUUGCAAUUCUUGAAAGACCACCAUCAGGCUCAGUUUGCCAAUUUAGUCGACAUUGGUGGCAUGGACGUGCCCAGCCGGAAAUAUCGCUUCGAAGUGAUUUACAAUAUUUUGUCGCUUCGUUAUAAUUCUAGAAUUCGUGUCAAGACCUACACUGACGAAUUGACGCCUUUGGACUCGGCCUGUGAUGUCUUCAAAGCAGCCAAUUGGUAUGAACGUGAGAUCUGGGAUAUGUAUGGAGUAUUCUUUGCCAAUCAUCCCGAUUUGCGUAGAAUUUUGACUGAUUAUGGCUUCGAAGGUCAUCCACAACGUCGCGACUUUCCUCUAUCGGGUUAUGUUGAAUUAAGGUAUGAUGACGAGAAAAAACGUGUCGUUUGUGAACCAUUGGAAUUAGCCCAAGAAUUCCGUAAAUUUGAUUUGUCUGCUCCAUGGGAGCAGUUCCCGAAUUUCAGAAACGCCAAUCCUGCAGCUGUGACUGUUGAAACAAAGGAUCAAAAGAAGUAGAAA
Molecule: messenger RNA, 890 nt
Organism: Eupeodes corollae
Lineage: Eukaryota; Metazoa; Arthropoda; Insecta; Diptera; Syrphidae
Gene: ND-30
Product: NADH dehydrogenase [ubiquinone] iron-sulfur protein 3, mitochondrial
Exons: 4
Coding region: 99-887 (262 amino acids)
Molecular function (GO): NADH dehydrogenase (ubiquinone) activity
Source: RefSeq, a predicted model, not a curated record